AUGUUGCUGGUGUUUACCCUGCUUCUGCUGCUUCUACUACAGAUAACCUGUGGGAUGUGGAAGACCAAAUGCUCCUUGACUUUGGAAGGGAGUAUAACACAGCGCGUGCAGGAUUUCAAGUCAGCAGACUAUAUCCUUGGCGGGAUUGCUUCUGAAAAUAUGGUUCUGCGCCCAUUUCACCAUUUCAAUGUGUCUCCCUCUACCCAAGAAUACUUCCAGGCAGAAGCAAGAAAUAUAUGGCAUCUCCUUUCCUUCAUGUUCACCAUCCAAGAGAUCAACCAGAAUCCAAGUAUCUUAUCGAAUAUCACUUUGGGCUACAACCUCCAUGAUAUUUAUUGCAGCGAAGAAAUGACUUCUGAAGCCUUGCUUGACCUUCUUUCUUUUGGACAAGCCAAUAUUCCAAAUUAUACGUGUGGAGGCGAGGAGAAUCUGCUGGUUGUUCUUGAUGAGACAGACUCUGACAUCUCCAUCCAGAUUUCAACCCUCUUAGGCAUCUACAAAAUCCCACAGAUAUCUUAUGCUUUUGUUUCUCAAGUGUUGAGCAAUAAAGACAUGUUCCCGUUUUUUUACCGGAUGGUGCCUGAAGAAGGAAUCCAAUAUUUAGGGAUGGUCAAACUCCUCCUUUAUUUCAGGUGGACCUCCACCGGCCUCGUUGCUCCAGACACAGACAAAGGAGAGGUGUUUCUGAAAACGUUGACGCCGCUCCUGGAAACGAAUGGCAUUUGUGUCCUUUUCUCACUAACCCUCUCAGGGAUAAAUCGGUACCAAGCGGAUAUCCCUUCUGAUAUCUUUCUCAAGUGGAAACAAAUCAAUGUAUAUAUUUUCUUGGUGGAGACAAAGUCUGGCUUCUUUAGAAUGCUUCUUAUAGAAAAUGUCUUUGAGGAGGAAAUAAAGCCUAAACAAGGGAAAAUCUGGAUCAUUACAGCAAUGAGGAAUAUCAUCCUUGACUUGAAGUAUUCUUCUCUGUCUUUCCAGUACACCUAUGGCUUUUUUUCUUUCUACAUCCAGACCAAAAAUAAGAUAAAAUAUGAUGACAUGGCUCUCUUCUUUGCUUCAAUGGACUGGUAUGUUUAUCGAUCAUUUCGGUGUUCGUAUUCAAAACAUGUCUUGUCCGUGAAUGGCUGGAUCAGAUGCAGAGAGAGAGAGAAGCUGAGGUCUUUGCCCCAGGAGCAGAUUGAAAGGGUGCUUUCCCUCAAUGGCUACCGCCUCUACCACACCAUCUGGGCAGUGGCCCAUACCUUAAACGCUGCCUAUGCCUCCAGAUCCAAGUGGAGGAGGAGGAAAAGUGGGAAGGAGUCAGGAAUUCAAACGCUGCAGCCUUGGCAGCUACAUCCUUUUCUACAAAAUUCUCAAUUUUACAACAACUCCAUAGAGAGUGUAUACCUAAGUAAGGACGGAGAGCUGAUAGCUGACUUGGACAUUAUCUACUGGGUGAAGUUUCCCAAUAAAUCUGUCAAUCAAGUCGUCUUUGGGAGCGUAGAGAGACAGGGAUCCUUGGAGUCCGAGUUGAUUAUCAAGGAGGAUGCCAUCGUGUGGCCAAAAUGGCUGAACCAGUCCAUGCCCCCUUCCAGGUGUGUUGAAAGCUGCUAUCCCGGAUGGGUCAAGCUAGUUCCAGAAGGAGAUCCAGUCUGCUGCUACAAGUGUGUUCUUUGUGCAGAUGGGACCAUCUCCAUUCAGGAAGAUUCAGAGCAAUGCAUCAGAUGUCCAAACAAUCUCUAUCCAAACGAAGAUCAAGAUCGAUGUAUCCCUAAGAUUACAGUCUUCUUCCAUUACAGAGAAACUUUGGGCAUUAUCAUGGUUUCCUUUGCUUUAUUCUUAUCCUUAAUCACUGGGUUCAUUUUAGGAAUCUUUAUUAAAUAUUUGGAGACCCCGAUAGUCAAAGCCAAUAACCGGGAUGUUUCCUACAUCAUCCUCACUUCCCUCCUGCUUUCCUUCUUGUCCACUUUUCUCUUCAUUGGGCGGCCAAGCAAAGCCACUUGCCUCCUCCGACAAACAGCCUUCAGCAUCAUCUUCUCAGUGGCUGUCUCUUCCAUCCUGGCCAAAACGAUCACGGUGGUGCUGGCUUUCCUGGCCACAAAGCCAGGGAAGAGGAUGAACAGAUGGCUUGGGAAGAGUUUUGCCAACUCCAUUAUCCUUUCUUGUUCUGCUGUCCAGAUAAUCAUUUGCUCCAUCUGGCUCAGUGUUUCUCCACCUUUUCCUGACUCUGACAUGCACUCCCAACCCAGAGAGAUCACCCUGCAAUGCAAUGAAGGCUCUGUCGCCAUGUUUUAUGUUGCCCUUGGGUACAUGGGCUUCCUGGCUGCCAUCUGCUUCACGGUGGCUUUCCUGGCCAGGAAUCUGCCUGGGGCCUUCAACGAAGCCAAGCUGAUCACCUUCAGCAUGCUGGUCUUCUGCAGCGUUUGGCUGUCCUUUGUGCCUGCCUAUCAGAGCACCAAGGGGAAGUCCAUGUGUUGUAGAAAUAAGGAGCUGAAGCACAUUCCUGGGUCAGACAGAUCUGUUUAUUUGCGCAAGAUUCAGGGCUAUGUUUGA
Molecule: messenger RNA, 2529 nt
Organism: Pantherophis guttatus
Lineage: Eukaryota; Metazoa; Chordata; Lepidosauria; Squamata; Colubridae
Product: vomeronasal type-2 receptor 26-like
Biological process (GO): G protein-coupled receptor signaling pathway
Cellular component (GO): plasma membrane
Molecular function (GO): G protein-coupled receptor activity
Source: RefSeq, a predicted model, not a curated record